This is a messenger RNA of Hemicordylus capensis (graceful crag lizard), 1482 nucleotides long. RefSeq names its product annexin A2 (gene ANXA2). NCBI's taxonomy places the organism in Eukaryota, Metazoa, Chordata, Lepidosauria, Squamata, Cordylidae. Gene Ontology annotation, cellular component: cytoplasm. The coding region runs from base 117 to 1136 and encodes 339 amino acids. Gene Ontology annotation, molecular function: cytoskeletal protein binding; phospholipase inhibitor activity; calcium ion binding. The transcript is spliced from 13 exons. The record is from RefSeq and is a predicted model, not a curated record.
UGGCAGUGUCUCCGCUGCUGCUGCUGCCGCUACAAAAACCCCACCCUGCCGCCUCUCGCUCGUGCUCAGCCCAGCCGGACUCGGAGUCUGCAGCUCCCUGCUAGCUUCUCUUCAAGAUGUCUACUGUCCACGAAAUCUUAAGCAAGCUCACCCUUGAGGGAGAUCAUGUUCCCCCUCCAAGUGUCUAUGCCACAGUCAGGGCGUACGGAAACUUUGAUCCCGAAAGGGACGCUGCAGCCCUUGAGACAGCCAUCAAGACCAAAGGCGUGGAUGAGGUGACCAUUGUCAACAUCUUGACAAACCGCAGCAAUGAACAGCGGCAGGACAUUGCUUUUGCCUACCAGAGGAGAACUAAGAAGGAACUCCCUGCAGCUCUGAAGUCUGCUCUGUCUGGGCACCUGGAGACGGUGAUCCUGGGUCUGAUGAAGACAGCGCCUCAGUACGAUGCUUCUGAACUGAAAGGGUCCAUGAAGGGUCUGGGAACGGACGAAGACACGCUCAUCGAGAUCAUCUGUUCACGUACAAACCAGGAGCUUGCCUUAAUCAAUAAGGUUUACAAAGAAAUGUACAAGACUGAGCUGGAAAAAGACAUCAUCUCCGACACAUCUGGCGACUUCCGCAAGCUGAUGGUUGCUCUAGCCAAGGGCAGAAGAUGCGAGGAUGCUUCGGUGGUUAAUUAUGAGCUGAUUGACCAAGAUGCCAGGGAUCUGUAUGAUGCUGGUGUGAAGAGGAAGGGAACGGAUGUUCCCAAAUGGAUCAACAUCAUGACGGAAAGGAGCAUUCCCCAUCUUCAGAAAGUGUUUGAGAGGUACAAGAGUUACAGCCCUUACGAUAUGCUGGAGAGCAUCAAGAAGGAAGUCAAAGGGGACCUUGAGAUUGCCUUCCUCAAUCUUGUCCAGUGCAUCCAGAACAAGCAGCUCUACUUUGCUGACCGACUAUACGACUCAAUGAAGGGCAAAGGAACAAAAGACAAGAUCUUGAUCAGGAUCAUGGUCUCCCGCUCUGAGGUGGACAUGCUAAAAAUUAAGAGUGAAUUCAAGAGGAAAUAUGGAAAGUCCCUUUAUUACUUCAUUCAGCAAGACACAAAGGGAGAUUACCAGAGGGCGCUGCUGAACCUGUGCGGAGGAGAAGACUGAAGACUGUGAUGGGGGAUAAACCUUCCUUGCCCAGCAAUAUGCUUCUUCCCUGCUUUUUCUCCUCCUCCAGAACUAGAUCCAUUGACACAAUAGCCUUGCUAACUCUAACUUCUGUAUCCGGUCCUUGCAAGACUGAUACGAUUGGUUGCUUCCAUAUAGCUCCCCUACCUUGGCUCUUUGUUGCCUGGCUUUUACCCAAGUGGCUAAUUCCGCAGAUGUAAUAAGGCCAAAGAGGUUAACAUUCCAAAAAGAGAGAGGCAAACUUGUGUCUGGCAUGAAUUCUGCCUCGGUGUGUUCUGUUCCUGGUGAUACUGCAAAUAAAAUGGAAUUUUUACUUGUAAGAAAA